Molecule: messenger RNA, 4282 nt
Organism: Trematomus bernacchii (emerald rockcod)
Lineage: Eukaryota; Metazoa; Chordata; Actinopteri; Perciformes; Nototheniidae
Product: tumor necrosis factor alpha-induced protein 2-like
Exons: 12
Coding region: 1724-3610 (628 amino acids)
Biological process (GO): exocyst localization; exocytosis
Cellular component (GO): exocyst
Molecular function (GO): SNARE binding
Source: RefSeq, a predicted model, not a curated record
CCAACAGGGUUUAUGGAUGCCAGAUGAUACCUGGAAGGACAUUUACAUCUGCCAAUGUUAAUGUUGGCUGUGGCAGAUAAAAUUCAGCUAACCUGCCGCCAUAGCAGACAGGUUUUUCUCAUAAUUAGGAAAUAUUAUUAAAGGAAAAUAGUCAGGGUUAAGGUUACAUUUUAUUUUGGAUAUAUUUACUGUCUGGUACCACUUACUCAAGUGGCAACAUGCGGUUUCAACAACUUGCAAUUAAAAGUGCUUUACAAAAAACAUUACAUUACAAAACAUUAAAACAGAGACGGAUUGCCUUUGUUUAUAAUCUGCUUUACGAUUUAUAGCCAUCAGUCACUGGAAUAUGCUUCCAACUGAGCUAAACACACACACACACUUCCACUCUUUACAAAGAAUUGUAAAGUUGUACUGGUAAAUGUGCUUGAAUGUAUAUGUUUGUCUGUUUGUAUAACUGUAAGCUUCCUCUGUAAAAUAUCCAUAAGACUUACUAUUGCUUUCUGUUUAAAAUGUUCAACCUAAAAUGAGGAAAAGGGCUAGACAGAGUAAGGUGCAUACUGUACAGUAACACUCUUGGUUUCAGCCUGUGAGUCUGUGUGUGUCAUCAUGAAAAAAUAACACUCGAAACAUUCGUUGUAACAAGAACUAAAGUACAGAUAAGGUUUUAGUUAUGCGAUUUUGUCAAUGCAAAAGCGUCACAACGGUGAAAGCAUCUUGACUACACAUCUGGAACGUUUUGUGACUUCAUUAGUCACAAAACGUUCCAGAUGUGUAGUCAAGAUCAAAGUGAAGGGGAGUUCGGAUAUGGGUCUGCUAUGAGCAGAACAAAAGGAAAUUAACUACAACACACAUAGUUACUUUUAGAUGCAAAUCCUUAAAUGCAUAUAAAAAGACUUUGGUUUAGUAUGAAUGAGGGUAAUGCAAAAGUCGGUUGUGUAAUGUGCAAAUCUAGCAUAAGAUGUUAUUUAUUUCACAUAAGUAGCUUUUGUUGAGGUUUUCGAAUAAAGCUUUGAAUGUUUAUCUUCAUAUUUCUUCACCACAAACACUGUAUGAUGUGUAAUUUCCUUACAUAGAAAGUCUUAUAGUAUUUUGAAAUCUGGUCAAUGAUGGUGUUGUUGUCCAUCACUAACUACAGUAUGGGGAUAACAGUACUAGUGAUGUUGUUAUUGUAUUAUGUUGGUGUGUGCACAUGACACCAUACAGUAUAUUGCACAUAAUUCCAUCCAGGGAGAGUUAUCUCUAGUCCAUCUAACACAACACUAAUUGUGUUAGACCUAAAACAAAACAAAUGUUGUUAGAUGAAUGAAUAAUACGCUUUUUCUUUGCUCAGUGAUACAUCAGUCGAGACCAUUCGUCUUGUUUCUUAACUUGUUGCCAGAGGGGAAAGUAAGGAAAUCACCAGAGUGGGUUCAUCCACUGGGGUCCAUGAAUGUCUCUAGAACAUUUAAUAAUGUUAAGUCCUUUAAAUCAUCGGGGAAUCUCACUCUUAACCAAACAAAAGUGGACAGCAUUUCCCUAAGCUCAUCAUGUGUUUAAAAAAAGACCAGAUGUGUGUGUGUGUUUCUGGGGGGGGGUGGACUUUCCAUAUCUCGAUCAAGCAGGAGGAGCCUGCUGCUGUAGCUUUUAAAAGAGUCACAGCAGCUGAAUGGCAUCAACAGAGAAGCAAUUGUAAGAUAAGGAGCGUUUUUCUGGCUGCUGGCACAGUAUCUGUUCCAGGAAAACGAUGAGGACCGACACACGCGGCAUUAGGAUUAAAAAGUGGUUCGGGUUCGGCCCCAGAGAUCAACCACAACCCCCGGCUGUCAACAACAACACCUCCAGCCUGACGGAUGGAUCCCCUUUACCCCAACAGGAGGAGCCCCAACCCGUGAUCACAUAUGAGCAGAGGCUCCAGGAAAAACUAUUGUCUGAAGCCGGCCAGCUGCUGAUAGAAAAAGAGGAGCGUCUGUUUAGAGAGUUAAAGCAAUCAGACGCUCUUACACAUCAUGAGGAACAAGUAAACCAGCUGAAGGCAGACCGCAAGGCCCUGCAAGACCUUGUACUGCAGACUCUGGGACAAUCUCUUUGUCUGGAAGAGGACAGCUUGGCGGGUCUGACGUCUGCCGUGAAGGCCGUGAUGCAGGAGGAGGAACAGGACUUGCUGUGGAAACAAAGGGAUCAGACACCUCCGUCUUGGAGGCCCAGUGGAUGGAGGAAGCUGCACGACUCCACGCUCCUCAGCUUGGUGAAAGAACGUAUGGAAAACCCUUCAACGCCCUCUGCUUGCCAGAUCAAACUGACUACUAUCCAGGCGGACCUCACCAACAUGGGCAGGCAGCUGAAAGAGGAUCUGCUGUCUGUGGUGGGCGGUGUGAAGAGAUGCUACCCACAAGAGAUGGACAUUUGCAAUUUUUACUCCAAGUUAUACCACCAAACCUUAAGCGCCAGUCUUGUGAACAUCGCAGACUUUGGUCUGGUGGACAAGGAUCGCAUUUUCCUCCUGCGCUGGGUGAACGAGUAUUAUCCAGAAAUCCUUGCAAAGCCACAGCUACACAGCGAGAUCGAUAGUGGGCCGUUGGGAAAGCUGCUGCCUGAAAAGUUACUGAAAUCGCUGGAGGAUGAAUACCUGAGCAACCAACAGGGUGAGCUGACUACAAUAAUCCGUCGGGUGCUGGGUGAAGAAAGGGAAAAGUGGAAUAAAGGAGAGGAGCCGGAAACAGAGGACGGCUGCUUCUUUAGUCCUGUGGCAUACGACAUCAUUCAGCUCAUCAACGGUAAGGUGACUUCAUCUACAAAAGUUUUGGGAGAUCCGCACAAGGCCCAGAGAAUAACGUGCCAUAUAUCAAAAGAUUUAAUGGACAGUUACAAGAGCUUCCAAAGUGACGUCAUAAAGCAAAACAAGGCAAACAGCAGGUCGUUCAUCAAGGCCAACCUCGACUGUAUCAAACAGUUCAGUGAAGUCCUCAAUAAGGAGAGACAUCUGUUCACAGAAGAUGUGAGGAAGAACUGUUUGCGUGUUCUGACUGACAUGAAACAAUCUGCCCACACAUACUUAUUACAACCUUUGCACAAGCGCCUCAAGCCGCAGUACCGCAAACUGGGAACCAGCGACUGGCUGCACCAGAGUGAGUUUAAUGAGCUGCUGGACGGCAUCAACAAAGAGGGUCAAGAUCUUCAGGGUUCAACUGAAUCCUGUCACAAGGAGCUGAUGGGCCAGCUGGAGCAGGAGGUUACAGUAGAAUAUGUGAGUAGGCUCCUGAAAGGAAAAGUAAAACUAAAGGACAAGAAGCAACAGCUGAAGGCCUACCUGACUGUGAAGGACAACGCAGAGAAUUUGCAUCAUUUAUUCGUCCAAAUGGGAUCAGAGGAUCAUUGGUUGAAGGAAAUCCUGUUCAAGAUUGCAGAAGUGCUGAAACUCCAGGAUCUCCCCGCCAUACAGAUCGAAGUCGCCUCUCUUGGAACUGAUUACCCUGACGUCAGUGAAAAACAUGUUUUGGCUCUGCUGAAGCUCAAGACCGACCUCACUAAAGCUGACAGGAAAUCCGCCACAGACAUUCUGCACACUUUGAAAAUGGAAAUAGGAAGCAACACCCAGCCUCGUUCCUUUUUCUCCCUCGUUCAAGUCAAAUGAGCCAUAAAUCAUUCAGUUAUCCUCAUUUCAAAGUUGGCUGAAAGGCGGGUUGUACAUAUCGUUUACUGUAUCAUGUUUCUGAUUAUAACGAGUCUGCACUGCUCUCUCGGUGUGACAAGGCUCGGUCGAAAUGUUACUUAUGCUGAAAAUAAUAAUAUAAAAUGAGUACUGUGUUUGAAUAAGCUACAGUUCACAUUAUUGUUGCUGGUAAAUAUGGUGCUUCAUCAGGCUGUGCUGAACGUUAUCAUACAAAAUGUUUUGCAUUGUUCUUUUGUUUUUGGGUGAGGGGUAAUCAUUCUGUUUAAACCGAAUAUUUCUGCCGUUAAAGAUUAACUACAAAAUGAAUAGUAUUAAACUAUUUUUGUAAUCAUUUCAGUGGUGUUUCCGAUUACUCCAGAGCAAUGUCCAAAAGUAAAAAAACCUCAACCACAUCUUUGAAUGUUCAAAACAUUACAUUCGGUACAGAUCUUGCGCUUUUUACUAAUGAGUAACAUGAAUGUAUAUGUUUGGGAAACAAGUACUUGUUUUAAGAAUCAGUGUUAUAGUAUUUUAUUAUUGAUGUGUAUAUUUUGCUUUCCAUGUGCAAUAAAACAGAUUUCACGUCAUCUGUUGUAUUGUAAAAGAGAGUGUUGAAUGCAAGGUAUGUUUUUUAAAUAAAUUUGGUGAAACCUG